Messenger RNA from Danio aesculapii, 1684 nucleotides. RefSeq names its product 5-hydroxytryptamine receptor 3A. Lineage: Eukaryota; Metazoa; Chordata; Actinopteri; Cypriniformes; Danionidae. The coding region runs from base 57 to 1292 and encodes 411 amino acids. The record is from RefSeq and is a predicted model, not a curated record. Gene Ontology annotation, molecular function: neurotransmitter receptor activity; transmembrane signaling receptor activity; extracellular ligand-gated monoatomic ion channel activity. The transcript is spliced from 9 exons. Gene Ontology annotation, cellular component: synapse; membrane; neuron projection. Gene Ontology annotation, biological process: nervous system process; chemical synaptic transmission; signal transduction.
GAGAAAAUCAUUACAAUCAACAGUUUAACCUAGUGGAACACUCAAACCUGUUCACCAUGUACCUACUAUGGCUUAUAUCUUUUCUUUCCUCAGCUGAAACUCUCAACGUGUCAAAACUCAAACCAGACUGUGACUCAGUUUAUCGUGAAACCUACACAAGCGCAUUUGAAUUUGUCCUAAAAUUAGUGACCAGCAAGGAGACCUACAUGCGGCCCUUUAUUGAUGGCUUGCCUUCAUUUGUUUAUGUGGACAUGUAUGUGACCUCCAUUGCAGAUGUGAAUGAAAAGGCCCAAACCCUCUCAACACAGGUCAAACUGGUGACUGCUUGGUUCAAUGGCAUUCCAUUGUGGGAGUACUACGAAGAAUGUGGAUUCGAACUAUUUCAUGCAAAUAAAGAAUUGUUUUGGACUCCCGACCUUCUUAUUAAAGAGAGCAUCAAGACAGACUAUGGAACAACACCGUCUCCGUAUCUACAGUUGCACAUAUGGCCUAUUUCAGUCUCCAUUGAUAUUUUAGCUCUGACCACGGCUUGCAGGAUGGACUUAUACAAAUUUCCCUUCGACACCCAAACCUGCAAUAUAACAUUUCACUCUGCAGUGCACACAAGUAAGGAACUUGUCAUCCAUCCAUUGUCAGAAGCAAAAUUUAUUACUCAGGAUUCCAAGCAUCUGUUUGAAGCCCAGGGAGAGUGGGAACUCCUCUUGAUCAACCCUUCCAAUUUUAAUGGAACUGUUCUAGGGAAUUUACAUGAUCUGCUGGUAUAUCAGAUCACCAUCAAGAGGAGACCUUUGCUGUAUGUUAUCAACAUUAUCAUUCCUGUGUUCUUCUUCCUUGUGCUGGAUGUGACCUCGUUCUUCAUAGACGCAAAUGGAGCAGACAAGCUGAGCUUUAAAGUGACUUUACUUCUGGCUAUUUCUGUGCUGCUGCUGAUUCUUAAUGACACACUGCCCUCUACGGCUGAUAAACUUCCUCUGAUCGGGAUUUACUGCAGUGUGAUUUUCAGUCUCAUUGGCAUCGGUAUUCUGGAGACCAUCAUUGUAAAUUAUCUGAUGGCUAAAGGAGCUGAGAGGAGAUCGGCUGCAUUAAUGGAAAAAACAGCUGCCGUUACUGGACGAGAUGAUAGUGUCAGAAAUCAGCAGAUUCUUCCAGAUUCCAUCAGAGAUGAGAAUGAGAUUAAUUCUUCAUUGUACUGGGUCCGAGUGGCAAGAGUCACAGACGUGGCCUUCUUCAUUCUAUACAUAAUCACCAUUAUUGUGUUUCUGUCUGUGCUUGGGAAAAAUUGGAUUUCAUAAGUGGUGUCUUGUGUGCCAUUCCAUGCAUUUAAUACAAACUUUGACUCAUAGUUCAUUUACUCAGAGUACUUCAGAAGGAUUAUUGCUUGGAAUUGCUUUAUUAAUAUAUGUAGAAGUGUAGAAUAAUUAAAGCCAAUUUCCCCGUGGUAGUCUUCUUACAGUCGCAUAACUUCACCAUACACGGAUGCACACCUCUCAAAAAUGUACAACAAUUAUAGUAAUUCAAACAAUAUAUAUUUUGGGUCAGUUGGGGGCCAGAGGGAGGACGAGAGCCUCUGUAAAUGACCCGCAGGUCGGCAGUUUGGGACCUCAGGUCUACAUGCAAAAUAUGCACUGUGGGAUAUGCCAAUAAGUUGGCACAGAAGUAUAAAUCCAGGUUUAAUCAGUUGUCA